AUGACAGCUGCGCCCCGAAGGACGCCCAGGACCUUAAAUCAAGUCCCUCCCGAAAUCUCCCAGGACCCGGACAUCCUCGCCGCUAUCGACCUCCUCCCAAAGAAUUAUUCGUUCGAGAUACCCAAAACCAUCCACCGCAUCCGCACCUCCGGCGCAAAGCGCAUAGCCCUCCAAUUCCCCGAAGGCCUCCUCCUCUUCGCAACAACAAUUUCCGACAUCCUCACACAGUUCUGCCCAGGAACAGAGACUCUUAUAAUGGGUGACGUUACCUACGGCGCAUGCUGCAUAGACGAUUACACGGCCCGCGCUCUCGGCUGCGACCUCCUCGUCCACUACGCGCACUCCUGCCUAAUUCCCGUGGACAUAACAAAGAUUAAAACGCUCUACAUAUUUGUCGACAUUAGCAUCGAUACAACACACCUCCUCGCAACCCUCGAGCGCAACUUCCAACCCGGAAAGACAAUUGCCACCGUCGGCACAAUCCAAUUCAACGCAACCCUGCACGGCCUCAAGCCCGUGCUCGAACGCGCCGGCUUCAACGUUGUCAUCCCGCAAAUCACCCCGCUCUCAAAGGGCGAAAUUCUAGGCUGCACCUCACCCACGCUAUCCAACCAGCAAAUCGACUACCUCCUAUACCUCGGUGACGGCCGCUUCCACCUCGAGUCCGCUAUGAUCCAUAACCCCUCAAUACCCGCCUACCGCUAUGAUCCUUACUCCCGCACUCUCAGCCGCGAAUCCUACGACCACACCGAAAUGCAUACCCUCCGCCGCGACGCCAUUUCCACCGCCCGCUCCGCAAAGAAAUGGGGCAUCAUCCUCGGUUCUCUUGGCCGGCAGGGAAACCCGCAUACUAUGGCCAUGAUCGAGUCGCAUCUUACCGAGCGGGGGAUUCCAUUCGUCAAUUUACUUCUCAGCGAGAUCUUUCCCGGGAAGUUGGCGGCCAUGUCCGAUGUGGAGUGUUGGGUGCAAAUCGCUUGCCCACGACUGAGUAUUGAUUGGGGCUAUGCGUUCCCGAGGCCACUCUUGACGCCAUACGAGGCCCUUAUUGCGCUAGGGAUUCGGGAGGGCUGGGAGAAGACACAUGAGGGUGUUUACCCGAUGGACUUUUAUGCCAAGGAUGGGUUGGGACGCACAAAGCCGCAGACCGUCCAGGCAGCCUAA
Molecule: messenger RNA, 1161 nt
Organism: Aspergillus mulundensis
Lineage: Eukaryota; Fungi; Ascomycota; Eurotiomycetes; Eurotiales; Aspergillaceae
Gene: dph1
Product: 2-(3-amino-3-carboxypropyl)histidine synthase
Exons: 1
Coding region: 1-1161 (386 amino acids)
Biological process (GO): protein histidyl modification to diphthamide
Molecular function (GO): 2-(3-amino-3-carboxypropyl)histidine synthase activity
Source: RefSeq, a predicted model, not a curated record